This is a messenger RNA of Aspergillus saccharolyticus JOP 1030-1, 834 nucleotides long. RefSeq lists its product as uncharacterized. The record is from RefSeq and is a predicted model, not a curated record. The transcript has 2 exons. NCBI's taxonomy places the organism in Eukaryota, Fungi, Ascomycota, Eurotiomycetes, Eurotiales, Aspergillaceae. Bases 1 to 834 code for a protein of 277 amino acids.
AUGCCUCUGGCCUUGGUCUCGCGACGAACGCGUCUGUCCCACACCCUUUUUCAGCCAUUUAUGCGAAGCCUUCAGAAACGAAGUCAUGCUCUCUCGCUGCCAGCCCGGGUUGGACUGGCCCUGGGUCUCUUGGCGGCCGUGAUGUUAGGCGUUUUUGUCUCGACCUGGAUUGUUCUGCGAGUCAAGCGCGGCCCGGGCGUCACCCUCUGGACCCUGUUCAGCCGACAACCCAUCCCUGCCCGGAGUCCCGAAAGCGACCCAUGCGACCCAGCAGCUGUCGAGGCGGGAAAGUCCCUGGAUGACCGGCUGUCAGAUCACGCUCACGACGACGACGACCACCACCACCACCUCUCCCAGCCCUCUCACCGUCGUCGCGUAUCCAACGUCUCUCCCCGCCGAAUGUCCCGGCGUAUGUCUCAGACACACGAAUACCUGACCCUCCCCGAAAAGCCCACCGACUCCUCUUCUCCAACAACAACCACUGCAGCCCGCCCUGCUCAACUAGUAGAUCGAGCGCCCCCCAGCCCAGGCAGCCCAUACAUCCCGCUGCGCCCCAUUGCCCGAUUAGGCCCGGUCCGCACCAUGUCCGAGGCGGACAUCCGACGCGACCUGCCCGCGCCGCCUUCCUCGCCCUUCGCUCGCGCCGCGGGACUGCGCACGAGCACGCGGUCCGCGGGCAUGGCGGCGCCGGCGCCCCAGGCGAUCCGGCCGCCAGCGUUCGAUCUCCCGUGGAAGAAGGAGGAGUUUUACGUUCCGGAUAGUCCCGAGGAUCAUAUUAUCGUCUUGCCUUCGCCCCGCGACCUGAAGACGUUUCGAUUGACAUUGCAGACUUGA